Molecule: messenger RNA, 1807 nt
Organism: Vitis vinifera (wine grape)
Lineage: Eukaryota; Viridiplantae; Streptophyta; Magnoliopsida; Vitales; Vitaceae
Exons: 7
Coding region: 1-1452 (483 amino acids)
Cellular component (GO): chloroplast envelope
Source: RefSeq, a predicted model, not a curated record
AUGAGUGGGGUGGUUCAGCUUGCGUCUCAGGUCUUCCAUGUCAACAACUUCCCUCAUCAACUGUUCUCAGAAGUUGCGGAAAGCAAAAUCUUUCUCCUGCACUCCACGCCCAAGCACGCCCUCCUUCAAGCUGCUUCCGCCUCCUCCGCUGCGGAUUAUUACGGGCAAUGGGUGGAUGCAAAAACGAAGCAGAAAAGACGGAGAAUUGCUGGAAUAGAUCAGGAUGAGUUACUGGAUCCAACACUUUUGGCUGAUCCAGACAGUUGUUUUUGUGAGUUUAAAGGGGUUACGAUACACCACAAGGUAUGUGAUGCAGACCCACAAGCACACAACCCAUUAGAGAAUCAAGCUCCUUCUCAACUUGCCAACCAAACUAAAAUAAUUGGUUUUCCUAUGAUUUUGUUGCACGGCUUUGGAGCCUCUGUUUUCUCGUGGAAUCGAGUUAUGAAGCCUUUGGCACAAGUCACUGGUUCAAAAGUCCUUGCCUUUGAUAGACCAGCCUUUGGGUUGACAUCAAGGGUGAAUUUUUUGGAGCAGUCUUCUCCUAGUUAUCAGGAUACAAGGCCAUUGAAUCCAUACUCCAUGGCAUUUUCUGUGCUCGCAACCUUGGGCUUCAUUGACUUAUUAGCAGCUGACAAGGCAAUUUUAGUGGGGCAUUCAGCUGGUUCUAUUGUAGCAGUUAAUUCAUAUUUCGAAGCUCCUGAACGUGUUGCUGCUCUGAUCCUUGUUGCCCCAGCAAUUCUUGCCCCACUUUCUGUGUGCAAGGUUACUAAAGGAAAUAGGUUGCUGAAAGUUGAAGGAAAUCAGUUGGGAAGAGAUGACCAGAUCCAAGAAGGUAGCUCAAAUUCGAAUAUUCAUGAGAAUCCAUUUAUCAGGGUUUGCAAGAUUUUGUCGAAGUUCUCUAAAUACAUUGUCCGAGCAAUAGCACAAAUGAUGAAAAGGACAGCAAAUAUGCUCAACUCUUUGUAUAAGAAGGCAUUAUCUGCAAUCCUGCGCUCUGCUUUUGCUGUAAUGCUGGUGAGGAUGAUUAUUGAUAGAUUUGGUAUAGCUGCCAUUCGAAAUGCAUGGCAUGAUUCAAGUCAAAUCACUGACCAUGUCCUAUAUGGUUACACGAAGCCAUUGAGGACUAAGGGCUGGGACAGGGCUCUGGUGGAAUACACAGCAGCGAUGCUUACAGAUUCUACAUCUGAAUCAAAGCUACCCCUCGUAAAAAGGCUCGAUGAGAUCUCAUGUCCUGUCCUCAUUAUCACGGGUGACAAUGACCGACUUGUCCCCUCUUGGAAUGCUGAGAGACUGUCGCGGGCCAUUCCAGGAUCUUGCUUUGAAGUUAUCAAGCAUUGUGGUCACUUGCCCCACGAAGAAAGGGUGGAGGAGUUUCUUACAAUUGUUGAGAAGUUUCUGCAAAAAGUUUUUAGUGGUCCAGAGAAGCAAGGUAUGCAAGGAGCAAGUUGAAGUGUAUAUUGAAACCAACAAAGAACAGAGAAGCAGCAUAGCAGCAACUUGAAAUCUGCACCACGAUUUAUAUCCCCCUUCUACUUCUAUUUAAAGCAGAUUGGUGGGUGAGAUGAGGAAGGAUCAAAUCUGACACAUACGUAAACACACCUUUGCAGAGAGAAUGUUUGUAGCUUCGAUGAUGAAAAGGCUUACAGAAUGUAGGAUCUCUUUCCAGUAGGUGACGAGGUUUGUGAAGGAAGAUUAGCUUCUUUUUGUCAAUCUGAAAAUGUUUGUAACUGACUAUUACAAUUAACCAAUUGUGAAAGAUAUUAAAAAUACCUUAUAGUAAUAAUUCAAUUGUCUUUGCUUCUAA